This is a messenger RNA of Acyrthosiphon pisum (pea aphid), 2208 nucleotides long. Its product is annotated as homeotic protein Sex combs reduced-like. The record is from RefSeq and is a predicted model, not a curated record. Gene Ontology annotation, biological process: anterior/posterior pattern specification; positive regulation of transcription by RNA polymerase II. Lineage: Eukaryota; Metazoa; Arthropoda; Insecta; Hemiptera; Aphididae. Gene Ontology annotation, cellular component: nucleus; nucleoplasm. Gene Ontology annotation, molecular function: RNA polymerase II cis-regulatory region sequence-specific DNA binding; DNA-binding transcription factor activity, RNA polymerase II-specific.
CGGGCACAGCGCGCGCACGUCUCCAGCCGCGUCGGAAGUUGUCGGGUUUCGGAGUGAGUUCGGUCCUCCGAGUCGGUCCGCUGUACUGUUCCACUCGCCUCCGAACGCGGAUCGCCGCCGCAGUCGUAAAUUACACUAGCACGUGGCCCCCAGCCCCGUCCGACGGACACGUACGACGGUACAUUAACAUUAUUGUUGUCGUAUUAUUAUCGUAAUUUAAUAUUAUUAUUCGGCCGCGGCGCGCUUGGUGAUUUUUCGACGUUCGACGUAUUAUUUAUUUUAUUAUAUUAUUAUAAUAAUAAUAUACUAUUCGCGUAGAUAUUCCGCGACUAUUUAAUUUUUUUUUUUUUUAUUUUCGUUUUCAAGUGCGUUCAAUUUCGUGUUUUUUUCCGGAUAAUUUUCCCAUCGAUGCAGCAGACAUUAUGACGCGGUUUUCGAAUGGCAUGUUGGAGACCUGACGACGGACCACUGUCAAACAUAAUAUUUGCACACCGUUGUCCGUAAAUAUAUGAUACAUAUUUAUAUAUCGUCAAAGCACGGUUCGUCGGCCCUCCGGUGAGCUUUGUAUAUAACAGACGGGCACAGUGACCGGUCGUCGAAAGUAAACGUCGCAUCGAAGCGCGCGCGCGCGAUCCGAACCGUUUAGAUGAACAUGAGUUCGUAUCAGUUCAUGAACUGCUACCAGCAGAGCCAGCAGGCCCAACAGCAACAGGGCCGAGCGGUCACAUCGCCGGUCGACCCGCUACAGACGGGCAACAGUCCGGGCGGCGGCGGUGCCGCUUCGGCCUCGGCUGCCGACUACUACGGACAGGCUGCCCAGGGCGGUGGCGGCGGCGGUGGCGUGUACAACGCAGGCCCGGCCGCCGGCUGCUACUCGCCGCAACAGUACGCGUCGCAGUACAUGCAACAGUCGUCGCCGUCCAUGAUCGACUAUACGCAACUGCACUCGGUCAACCACCAGCAACAGCACCAACAGCACCAGCAGCACCAGAGGCUUCAGGCGGCUGCGGCUGCUGCGGCCGCUGGCGCCCACCUGCAGCACUUGCAGCACCACGGCGGUGGCGGCGGCGUCGGCGGUCUACCGUCGCCCGGUGGCGGUGGCGCCAUAUCGCCCAUAUCGUCCGCGCUCAACAACAACGUCGUCGGCAUGCCGUCCGCGGCCGGCGGUGUCGUCCAGUGCAAGUACGAAGUGACCGCCUCGGCGUCGGCCACGCCGAACGGCAUCAGCUCGCCGCAAGACCUGACCACGUCCGCAGCACCGCCACCCGGGUCCCGGUCACCACCGCCCGCCGUCGUCAUGAAGUCUGUCCGGUCGUCCGGCGGCCCGGUGGCCGGUUCCUCGCCCGCCACACAGGGCCCCGUCUCGCAGACGUCCUCGUCGCCCGCCUCGUCCAUAUCGUCCACGUCGUCCAACGGCGGUGGUGGCGGCGGCAACGGCAACGGACCAGCGUCUUCGGGCGGCAAACAGGGCUCCGGCCAAAACCCACCGCAGAUCUACCCGUGGAUGAAGAGAGUUCACCUCGGACAGAGUACGGUGAACGCCAACGGCGAGACGAAACGGCAGCGCACGUCGUACACCCGUUACCAGACGCUGGAGCUGGAGAAAGAGUUCCACUUCAACCGGUACCUGACCAGGCGGCGGAGGAUCGAGAUCGCGCACGCGCUGUGCCUGACCGAGCGGCAGAUAAAGAUAUGGUUCCAGAACAGGCGGAUGAAGUGGAAAAAGGAGCACAAGAUGGCCAGCAUGAAUAUGGUGCCGUACCACUAUCACAUGGCCGCCCAGCCCUACGGCACCCCGUACCCCUUCACGCACCUCACCACCUGAGAUUCGUAUUAUUAAUUUAACGGUUCCGUUUAGGCGGCGCCGUCGUCGUCGUCGCAUUCGCCGGAUGUCGGUUCAUCCACAUCGAAGGCGGGCAACGGCCUCGGCGUCGCUUAUAGCGGCGAGUACGCGAUAGGUAAGACAACCGUUAAAUUAAUAAUACGUAAAAAAUUUUUUGAAAAUAAAAUUCGUUAGACGUGCGAAAACGCGUCACGCGAACGUUACACGACGGACGGGUAUGCGUGAAAUUCGCGACUCCGCAUAUCGGCCGUCAUAACACUGUAACUAUAUAUGUAUGUAAAAAGUGUACAUUAUCGAUAUUAAAAAAAGUAAUAUAUAUAAUAUAUUAUAAUUAUGUAUUUAUAUAUUUAUAUUUUAUAGGUGAA